This is a messenger RNA of Penicillium atrosanguineum, 609 nucleotides long. RefSeq lists its product as uncharacterized. The record is from RefSeq and is a predicted model, not a curated record. The transcript has a single exon. Lineage: Eukaryota; Fungi; Ascomycota; Eurotiomycetes; Eurotiales; Aspergillaceae. The coding region runs from base 1 to 609 and encodes 202 amino acids.
AUGCAGUUCCUCAAGACCCUCAGCCUCUUGGCAACCAUUGCCUCAACCGUCUCAGCCCUGCCCCAGGGCCUUCGACCCACUGCCACUGAAGUCGUGACUCUAUUCCCAAGCACCGCCACAGCUACUUCCACCUCUUCCACCACUGCUUCUGCCUCUGCCUCCGUCACCGCAACCUCCACCUCCAGCGGCAAGGGCAUCGAAAUAGUCAACAACCUGAGCGAAACAGUCCACAUCUGGUCCACCUCCAACACAGCCAGCGAGAUGAAGACCGUUGCCUCUGGUGACUCCUACACCGAGACCUGGCGCACCAACUCCGACGGUGGCGGCAUCUCAAUCAAGAUGUCCACCAGCACUAGCCAGGAGAGUGUUCUCCAAUUUGAGUACACUGAGAGCGACGACAUUCUCUGGUGGGACCUUUCUUCCAUCAACUUGGACUCCGACUCGACUUUCAUUACUGCUGGCUUUGGUGUUACUACUGAUGACUCCAGUUGCUCGGAUGCUACUUGUGCCGCUGGUGAUACUGAUUGCGCGGAGUCAUAUCAGGAGUCGGAUGAUGUGGAUACCCUGAGUUGCUCGUCUAGUGCCGCAUUUACUAUGACCUUGGGUUAG